AGAAAGAGUGGAGGAAGAGAGAGAGGGAGGGAGGGUGAGAGAGUGUAGAGAGAGAGAGUGGGUGAAGAGAGAGAGGUAGAGGCAGGUAGAGAGGGGCAGAGACAGGUAGAGAGGGGCAGAGACAGGUAGAUAGGUGAGAGAGAGGCGAACACAUACAGGUGUGAAAGAGAGAGAGGCAGGUGCGUGGGUAGAGAUUCUGAAACAGGUCCAAAUGGAUUUAGGUAGCCGGCUAACCCGGGGUAACUCGAUAUAUUUAAAGACCCCCAGCACCAGCAGCUUGAUCGGGGGCAGCGCUCAUCGCCGGGCCAGUACUGCCCGCAGCCUGCAGGGAGACAUGGGGCGAGGCAUGCGGCUGAUCGCUAACGGGCCGGCCCUGGGCUCCGGCAGCAGCCGCUUCGGCCUCUCGCAGUCCGCUAACCAACAGGGCGAGCUGCAGGAACUGAACAAGCGGCUGGCCAGCUACCUCAACAAGGUGAAGACCCUAGAGAGCGCAAACAAGGAACUCGACAUCAAGAUCAAGGGGAUUCUGGCCAAUAAAGGCGUCCACACUCGAGACUGGAGCUCCUACGAGAAGCCCGUGUUGGACGUUUCUCAACAGGUACAGGACACGAACUUGGACAAUGCCGGCCUGACCUUGCAGCUGGACAACUGUGAACUCGCCUCUGAUGACUUCAAGGUCAAGUGGCAGUCGGAGCUGGACCUGCGGCAGUCGGUGGAGCAAGACCUCAAUGGUCUGCGGCGGAUCCUGGACGACACUAACCUGGGCCGCGGGCAGCUGGAGGCUCAGAUCGACGUCAUGAACGAGGAGCUGAUCUUCCUCCGCAAAAACCACCUGGAGAAGGUGGAUGAUCUUCGAGCCCAGAUCUCCAAGUCUGACGUCUCGGUGCAGCUGGAAGACUCGGAGGAGGAUGACUUGGGGCAGGUGAUCAACAAGAUCCGUGAGGAAUACCAGGCUCUGGCUGACCAGAACAAGAAGAAGGCGGAGGAGUGCUACAAGAAGAAGUUUGAUGCAGCAUCGCAGGAAGUGAGCAAGACCAGCGAGGCUCUGCAGGCCAUCAAGCAAAGCAUCACCGAGCAGCGGCGGCAAAUCAAAAUCCUGGAGGUGGAGCUACGCAUGUUGGGGGCCACGAUUCACUCCCUGGAGGACACGCUCCAGGACACGGAGGAUCGAUCAGCGCUGGAGUUACAGCGGAUCAAUAACACCAUUGCCAGCCUGGAGCAGCAGCUGGCCAAGCUGCAGGAGGACAUGAAGGUCCGGGCAGCCGACUACCAGGACCUGCUCAACAUCAAGAUGAGACUGCAGGCCGAGAUCGACACCUACCGCAAGCUGCUGGAGGGAGACGGAUUAAGUAAAUCAGACCAGUUAAAAGCCACUGCAACCUUCGGAGAGGCUCGGAAAGGCACUAAGAAAGUCAUCAUCAUCUCUCAGCGGUUCAUGGAUGGGAAGGUUAUUUCCGAGAAGCAGGAAUCUGAGGAGAUCUUGGAGUGAUGAUCUUCUGAGCGCGGGACAGGGCCGCGGGGUGGAGGGGCGGUGGGGGGGACGGUUCUGCCACGUUAGCGGCUGGGGCUGCAUGAGGGUUGGUGUUGCUAUCUGUCAGCUGGGAGCAAGAGGCAAGGUGGGAAACUAAGGGGAGCGGCUAUAUCUCCUAACUAAACUAAAGCAUCUGCAAUCAUGAGAGGAAUAGACUGGGUUGAUGAUGCACAGGUAUUUGAAGGAAUGAAUGAAUGAAGUUUAUCGGCCAAGUAUUCACAUACAAGGAAUUUGCCUUGGUGCUCCGCCCGCAAGUGACACAUAAAUGACACAUAAAACAUUAAUAAUGAAACAUUAUUGAUUAAACAUGUGGAUUAAAUAAAAUACCACAGCAAAAGGAGGCGACAUGUUUUUGGUUAUUGAGUGGAGCUACAUGGGUGGGACAGGGAUGUGGACCAAACGCGGGCAGGUGGGACUGGUGUAGAUGUGACGCGCUGGCCGGUGUGGACAAGUUGGGCCGAAGGGCCUGUUUCCACUCUGUAUCACUCUGGAGUUUAGAAGGAUGAGAGGGAAUCUUAUUGAAACAUAUAAGAUUAUUAAGGGUUUGGACACGCUAGAGGCAGGAAACAUGUUGGGGGAGCCCAGAACCAGGGGCCACAUCAGAGCCCCGGGUCUGUGUGUCGAGUUUGUACAUUCUCCCUCCCUGUGGGUUUUCUCCGGGUGCUCCGGUUUCCUCCCACAUCCCAAGGACGUGCGGGUCUGUAGGUUAAUCGGCCCCUCUAUAAAUUCCCCCUACAGUGCAGGGGGUGGAUGAGAAAGUGGGAUAACAUAAUAGGGGCAGGAGGAGGCCAUUCGGCCCUUCGAGCUAGUACCACCGUUCAAUGUGAUCAUGGCUGAUCAUCCACAAUCAGUACCCCGUUCCUGCCUUCUCCCCAUAUCCCCUGACUCCGCUAUCUUUAAGAGCCCUAUCUAGCUCUAUGCUAAAUCUAUGCUGUAAACUGCUGCUAAAUGUAUGGGGGGGUCAAAUCUUAAUGAGAAUUAGUUUGGUUUUUAGUUUAGUUUAGAGAUACAAGGCGGAAACAGGCCCUUCGGCCCACCGAGUCCGUGCCGACCAGCGAUCCCUGCUCACUAACACUAUCCAACACACACACACACACAAACACUAUCCAACACACACACACAUACACACACAAACACUAUCCAACACACACACACACACACACACACACACACACACACACACACACACACACACACACACACACACACACACACACACACACACACACACACACACAAA
This is a messenger RNA of Leucoraja erinaceus (little skate), 2771 nucleotides long. Its product is annotated as keratin, type I cytoskeletal 18-like. Gene Ontology annotation, molecular function: structural molecule activity. The record is from RefSeq and is a predicted model, not a curated record. Bases 212 to 1489 code for a protein of 425 amino acids. The transcript is spliced from 8 exons. NCBI's taxonomy places the organism in Eukaryota, Metazoa, Chordata, Chondrichthyes, Rajiformes, Rajidae.